Bacillus rossius redtenbacheri is the source of this 4680-nucleotide messenger RNA. RefSeq lists its product as uncharacterized. NCBI's taxonomy places the organism in Eukaryota, Metazoa, Arthropoda, Insecta, Phasmatodea, Bacillidae. The transcript is spliced from 7 exons. The record is from RefSeq and is a predicted model, not a curated record. The coding region runs from base 534 to 1220 and encodes 228 amino acids.
UUUUAGCGUCCUUCAUUGCAGCAAGUGCGUCAGUUACAACUGAUCAGCACGGUUUCCGUCGACUUCCAGGCGGUAGCACCAGCGCCUCGAAGAGACUGCUUGUUUACGCAGGGUAAAGUUGACACGGCACUGCCGAGCCAGAGCCAGAAGCUCAGUGAGCGUCCUGUACGACGUGUCGAACGUCGCGAGCUUGCGGUUUGCGCACAGAACCACUGGCCUCCGAGGUCGCAGCUGUGACCCGCGACGCCUCGUUGCAACAUCAGCGGCUGCAGUGAAUACCUGAAAAAGGAACGAGCUUGAUUAAAGUUGGGAAUUAUGCCGUGAGUUCGAUGGAGGACACGUUAAAACAUGUGUAAAAGACGGAAUUAGUGUUGGCCGGUUGAUUCUUCGCACUUGCAGUGAACCGACUUUGAGGAGGCUUCGCCAGUCUGCGCGUCUCUUGCACCUGCCGCUCUUCUUUGUCCGGCUGAGGGCUAGGCGAGGCGCUGGUGGUGGGAGCGUGUCUGCUGAGCGUGGUGCGAGCGCCCUGCGCCAUGUCGGCGCCCCUGGACCGCGGCCAGCCGCUGUGGGUGAACCCGUGCGGCGUGGUCGUCGCCGUCAAUCCCGGCGGCGGGUCCGAGUUCACCGAGUUCACCACCCCCGUCGUCAAGGACGAGGAGCUGCUCACGCAGAUCGUGGGGCAGGCCAGGACGGCGCUGGGGCACGCCGAGACCUUCCGCGACAAAUACGUGGAGAGCACAUUCAAGCUGAAGCUGCAGGACCACCACACGGCGUGGCGCAGCAACCAGUACGACUGGCUGCCGGGGCCCGAGCAGAUCCCCAAGAGCCUGGGCGAGACCCUGGACCCCGAGUACCUCCAGACGGUCCAGUUCGAGCAGGCGCUCAAGGACUCGUACGAGUACCUGCAGAAGUACGCCGUGGGUCUGGAGCAGGUGGUGUCCGACCAGUACGAUCACAACGGCGCCUUCCUCAGUGAGUUCAAGGACGCCGAGUACAACGUCAGAUCGACGCUGUGCGAGAUCCAGCUGGGCAUGAUGGCCAAGAACGUGACGCAGAAGCCCGACGUGGCGCGCGACAUCAUGGCGGACGAGUACCGCUCCAUGGGCAACUCGUCGUACCGCAACCUGCGCGACUGGCUCAUCUUCAGGGACUACAUGAACGGCCUGGAGUACGUGGUGCAGGUGUUCGAGUACGUGCGGGACCACCUGGCGGCGUCCUGAGGAACUCCGCGCGCGCCGCGACGCCCCUCAAGCCCCGCCGACGAGGGGUCGCCCUCCCUAACUUAUUUCGCCCGCAGCCCGGACUAGCUCGCCUAUUUAUUUAUUUGUUUCCUAGUUUUUUUUACAAAUAUACCUAUAUAUUAUUUUGUGAUUUCCCACAUAUUAGAGUACUGUUUUUUUUUUUGUGUGUGUGUGGAAUAAACGCCGCCCCGCGCAUGUGACACUGCGCCGUGGCAGUAUUCAUUGCACCGGCUCUCGACUGCGCGAUUCGACAGUGACAGCCGGACUCCUAUUGGCUGUGCCUCGGCGCAGACCCAGCGCUGGUUGGCCGGCAGCGUCGCAUGUGACGUCACCUGCGCGGCCUGUGUGCUCUGUAUCCCACGUGCGAGUUUCUUUUUUUACACCGAUAUGAAACAUAGCUAUGGUGAAUUGACAUUCCGACAACUUUUGUAGUUUGGGCGUACAUCAUUUUUAAUUUAAAUCUUGUGUUGAAUAUUUUUAAAAAAAAAUAAUAUAAUCUCUAUUUGGAGUAUUAGGGACGCUAAGAAGCUCUCGUAACUCCUAAAAUAUAAUGCCAAAGUUAGGGAGCUGUAUUGUUAUUAUUAGGGGCAUGCAGAUUUUGCGAAAAGAAUUUGAGACUAGAUGAAAGUUAAAAACAGUGUUUCGUGAUUGGGCGAGUUUCUCCCAGGUACAUAUCGAUUGUAACAACACCAAUCACAGUGAUUCAGUGCGGAAGCAAACGCGCCCUGAGUGGCUCGGUCAAAUAAGGCAACGACAACUCUCGCAGACGGCCGCCAAUCACAAGGAAGAAACCACAGGCACGGGUAUACCUUGUUGCAGUCUGAUAGGCACUCGGAUCUUUUCGCGAAAAAUGCCUGCCCCUAGUUAUUAUUUUUAGAAGCGUGGUUUUUUUUUCUGAGAUCACGUUUAUUGUAUUUUGCGCGACGUCCGACUUGUAUUUCGAGCCGAAGCACCGCUCGAGGUCACCACGUCGUGCGACUGGCGUGGGUGACGUCACGGUUACGGCCGACCGUCCAAGUCAGGCCGACGAUGGACUCGGACAGCGCGCGCCAGCUGUGCGCGGUCAGAAGACACCAGCGGCGCCGACUUUGGACGGCUUGUUACUAGGGCCAUAUACAGAAUGUCCAUUAAACAAUGUCCCGUUUCAACGGUAUAUUAUAACAGUUUGAUUCACACUAUUUUACAACAGAUACAUCAAAUUGAAUGUAAACUAAUCUAGUUUUUUCUUUUUACAAAAGUAUACAAUUCUUCCCACACAUUGGUCAACACGUUGGGAGUAAUGGAAGCAAGAACCUUUCCAUUCUGUAUAUCAACUCUGGCAAAUCAUUAGGCAGCGGCGGAACGUUAGACACGAUCUUUUAUAAAAGCCCCAAACGAAAAAAAUUAUAUCGCAUGACGUUAUGUCAGGUGAACGUGGAGGCCAGCGUAAAAGAGCUCUGUCGUCUCGACCAUUACGACCAAUCCAACGGUCAGGGACUCCAUCCUGUUGCCAAAUAAAGUUCACAGGUUCACCCUCUACUAAUUGGGGAAAGAGCCUCUCGUUCAACGUAGGUGGCGCUGCAAGCGAGAAAAAAAAAACGUAUUCGCGCAUGCGCUUAGCUGAAACUGUUUUGAGUUACUCUGUAAUUGUGACCUUGAACCAACACUCCACGACGCUUACAGUCGAUACUGUUAAAAAUUCAUAACUGGGACAUUGUUUCAUGGACACGCUGUAUAUUUUUUUUUUCGCUAAAAAAACAAAAUUGCGCUCGUUGGACUGCAAUGAGGUAUGCCUGCGCCGACAGUUUCUUCGUUGCAAUUGGAGCCCUUCUUCCCUUCUGCAAGAGACAGUGGGCCAGGCCAGUCGGGGCGAGUUUGCGCCCGCGCAAAGUUGCUGGCGUCUCGUGUGCCCACGUGCCUGAGAGUAACUCGACCAUCCAAGCACAGACGGUGCUGCGAUGUUUUUAACUCGAAGCUGUUCUGCUUACCGACCAGUAGGCCUGUCGAGAACGUGUGUCAUGGCGGACGAACCCUUCGCAUCGUCGAGCUGAUCGAAUCUCCAUAGCACUCGUGCCGAGUUUCCGUUGCGUGUAAAGUGUUUGGUAUUUCGUGAUGUUUACGUUAGUGGGUGAUGUUGGAGCCCCAAAUUGCAAACGAACGCACGCGUCGUUCGCUCUCGCUCGGGACAGUUCUGUCGGCACCCACGCGCAGAGGGCAGUGUGUGUCCACCUACAGGCAGGCUUGGUCCGCGCAUCAGUAUUACGUCGCCGGCCAAUAGGCGGCGCCGAGGGUCCCGCGCGCAUGCGCUGUAGGCCUCCAGCGGCAAGGAACUGCGCGCGGUCAGAACUACUGCAAACCAGCGGCAGUUUCAUCCUCUGGACACAGUUUCCCAGCCAAGUGCUAACGUUUUGCAGUAUUUUUUUUUACAGUUACGUGUAUAGAGUUUAUUUCCUAUUUAUGUGUAGUGAGCAUUAGCCAGUUUUACCACAUGCUAACAAAUAUUUUUUAAGACUGCUUAUUAAUAAUAUUUAAAUUAUUUUAGUUUUACGUCAUAAAUGAAAGGGGAAGCGGUCUUUUUUGUAAGGCUUGACAUCGACGAUACAAAAAAAUUUAUCACUUAAAAUUCAAAUACGUAUUUCAUAAACAUCUUAAGAAAAUGAGGUUCUGAAUAGAAAAAUCAACAUACAAAAAUACAUCUGGCAAAAUGAAUAACAGAGAAAAGACAGAUGAACAGGAGUUUAUAAUAAAAUUUUAUUUUCUAAAUAAAAUUCCGCAGUUUUUUCAUGUCACUAUUGGAGCUUGAAAACGUCUGUGCCUUGAAACUAAAAAGCCGCUAUAAUUAAAAGAUUUCAUGCCUGAAGCAUGUACUGGGUUCUAAGACGAAUAUUUUUGUGUUACCAAAACAGCCUAAAUUUUACAUGUUGGUCAUUGUUGUAUGUGCAUUAUGAACGGAAAGAAAACUACACCACUUUGACAGUACACAGUAUAAAUGUAAAGUAUAAAUGUAAAAAGUAAGUGAGAUGUGGUGUGAAUAAUUGCCGUGCUAAGUGAUUACUAUAGCGCACUCAGUUCCUUGCCUUGAGUAUAGUAACCCAUACACAUUGUAGAUGCUAUGUACGAGGCAGCGUAGACUUUAAAGUUAAGUGUAUUGUUAGAGUAAUUAUAAAUCAGUAUUUUCGUGAGCCAAUGUGUUUAUAAAGUGUACAUUGUAUAACUAGAUUUAGCAUAAGUAUUUGUAAUAAUCGUGUAUUUAUUUAUUUAUUGCUGUGCUAUUUAAAUAUUAUAUAUUAUUGUAAUCAAGAUUUGUAUCUCCCACUGGGUAGAUAUGUUCAUUAAAUGUAUUAUUAAAAUAAUUGCUAUUAUUCUCUGCGUAGAUCAGCAACUACUUUGAGACUGUGAUAUGAUUGUAAUUUAUUGAAUUUGUUUUGUGGAAUAUGUAAUAAAAGGCUCUUGAAAUGUA